AGAUGAAAACGUGCUGACAGGAGUCCAGUGUUUCCCCUUGAUCCUGUGUGGGGUUGAUCAUUUUCUCCCUCUGUCCUGUGCUGCCAUCACAGCUGAUGACAGCAGAUCUGUCAUCAGUUAUUACCAGGCUUUGCUUUUAAAACCUUCAGUUAAAAAAGGCUGUUUCGACAUCAGUUAUGCAGAAGACACGGGCGUUGCUUUCAAAGCCAAAUCUUAUAUGUGGUGAGGUAGAGGAUCUGUCUUUUACGUCCCCGCCCACGUGUGCCGCGCGUCCUGGGCGUGGAAUCGAACGAACCCUUUAGGAAACCAUUGAACAAAAAAAAAAGUAGAAACUUUGGAUCCUCCAUGACUCACUCCGGGACAGACAGAUGAAUAAAACAUCCUUCAUCUGACGAACAUGGACGUCUCAGAGGAGGAUGACUACCACUACCAUGAAAACAUCAGCAUCAACUUCACCUACGACGACUACCCGACCCUCUGCGAGAAAGGCGACGUCCGUUCCUUCGCAGCCGUCUUCCUCCCCGUCAUGUACACUGUGUGUCUGGUGGUGGGCUUGGCGGGAAACGCCGCCGUCGUGGCCGUCUACGCCUACCACAAACGCCUCAAGACCAUGAUGGACACCUUCCUGACCCACCUGGCUGUGGCUGACCUGCUGCUGCUCUUCACGCUGCCUUUCUGGGCUGCGGAUGCGGCUAGGGGCUGGGAGCUGGGGGAGGCCGUCUGCAAGAUGGUGUCGGCCUGCUACACGGUCAACUUCACCUGCUGCAUGCUGCUGCUGGCCUGCAUCAGCCUGGAUCGGUACUUAGCGUUAGCCAGGGCGCAGGGUGGAGACCACAGAGGGCGGCUGCAGAGGAUGUUCACCAGGAGACACUGCUGGAGGAUGUGUUUAGUCGCCUGGAUGACAGCUUUCAUCCUCGGCCUCCCUGAUUUGUUUCUCUCAGAGGUGAGAUGGGCGUCUAACAGGAACGUCUGUCUGGCUAUCUACCCUUCGUCGAUGGGUGGAGGGGGGAAAGCCGCCCUGGAGAUAGCAGAGGUGCUGCUUGGCUUCCUGUUUCCUCUCCUGGUCAUGGUGAUCUGCUACUGGAAUGUUGGCCGAGCAAUAAAGGGCAUCCCCGUCGAGAGCAGAGGCAAGAAGUGUAGAGCUGUCCGAGUUCUCCUGAUAGUGGUGGGGGUGUUCGUGGUCACUCAGCUGCCUUACAACGUGCUGAAGGUGUACAGAGCGAUGGACUCGGUCUACGUCCUGGUGACCCACUGCGGGACGAGCAAAGUGUUGGAUCAGGUGGCUCAGGUGACGGAGAGCUUGGCCCUCACCCACUGCUGCCUCAACCCCGUCCUCUACGCCUUCGUGGGGUCCUCCUUCAGGCAGCACAUGAUGAAAGUGGCCAAGAGGUUUGGAGAGAAGAGAAGGAGGAGGAAGAGGACAGAGAGUCCCACAGAGGAGGAAGGCAUGGACAUGUCGUUCAACUCCCGCAGUGCAUCCCAAGAGACAAACACAUUCUCUAUAUGAGACAGUGAAACACGUGUAUCAGAUUCACUUAUCUAGUUCAGAAAAAGUUCAGAUGCAAGUGCGUUGGGAUGUUUGUUUUUUAGGAAGCAGCAACAGUAUGUGUGGAAAUCAUUAACUGGGACAAAAAUUCCAUUGAAACUAAAACAUUUCAAACAGGAGGUUGUUGUUGUGAAGUCCUGUUAUCGUUAAAGCAGCAUCAGGGAGAAAAAGUGCCUCCGUUCUCUACCAGGAGACGACAGAACAGUUUCUCUCCUCAGACUGUGAGACUCCUUAAUUCAUCCUCAGCACUCUGAGGAUCGUCCAAAGUCUUGUGUAGGCAACCGAGAGAGUCAGGACGGUCUAAUUUUUUUUUACGUAACAUUACAAUCCACUCACAUACGGCCAAUGAAAAAGUCAUUCGUACAUGUGAAUCUCACUUCCAAGCAGCAAAGAAAAAAAAUUACUCCGUCAAGCGCGUGAUGAAUGAAAGGAGUAAUUUGUUCGUUUUGGAUUUGUUUAGUCAAUUUUUAAACCUUUUUUUGGCGUCGGGACAAAUAGAACAUUCUGACCUGAUGAUGCGAUUAGAUAAAAAGUCAGAGCAUCAGCAGUGUUAUUACAUUUCAUCCUGAGAGAGGCAAGAAUGUCUGGACCAAAUAUCAUGUCAGUCUGUCCAGUACUUCAUUAUAGGUUGACUGACAGACCGACGCUGCUGCUGUUCUGUCAGUUUUGGACCUGAAGGCAUUUUAUCUUUUGAUUGUACUGUAGCAAGACAACAGUGAUUCUCAGUGCGUUAUAAACAUUUGUUAAACAUUCAUAACUGUUUAUAAACAACAGUUGCGUCUUUCACAAAAGAGUAUAAACAUCAUCUGCAGCCUCACCAUAAACAAUUGCUUAAUAAACCGUUUACAAAACAUCUCAUUGUUUGUCAACUGUCAAAUACAGUAACUCAAGUUUAAUUAAGCAUUUAUGAAUGAUGGUUGUUAUAAGCUGUUACCAGAAUCUAAAACUUCCUCUGCGGAACACCUCACAGGCUUAAUUGGUUUUGUUUAUCCAAAUCAAAGAGGUAACCGAUCGUUUUCCAGGAUUUCACAAGAGACAUUCAAAACAUUUCCAGCUGUUUACACAGAACAAAGGACAACUAUGAUUCAAGCCGAUACUUGAUACUGUUCAUGACGCAUUAUACAGUGAAAUAGAAGAAGAAAAACAAGAUCCAUUAGUGAAACUAUGUAUGCGCUAGAACUUUGUAACGGCUUGUUUGAAACGGUGCUUGUUUGAAUUUUAAUCAACUGAAGUAAAUACUCCUGAUCCACUUGAUGCUACACAUGUGCUGUACACCAGACAUACUGCACAUGCACACGUGCCUGCACCACAUGAAGAAGCAGCUCUUUAACAAUGUUCCAUUUGAUCUGUGUAUUUUCUGAUCAUACAUUCGUUUCCACAGCUCAAGACAACUGUAAUUUCCUGAAAAUUAAAAGAUACCACAGAUUAAAGCAUA
Molecule: messenger RNA, 2981 nt
Organism: Acanthopagrus latus (yellowfin seabream)
Lineage: Eukaryota; Metazoa; Chordata; Actinopteri; Spariformes; Sparidae
Gene: ackr4a
Product: atypical chemokine receptor 4a
Exons: 2
Coding region: 398-1507 (369 amino acids)
Biological process (GO): G protein-coupled receptor signaling pathway; immune response; chemotaxis
Cellular component (GO): membrane
Molecular function (GO): chemokine binding; scavenger receptor activity; chemokine receptor activity
Source: RefSeq, a predicted model, not a curated record